AUGAUGAACGACCUGACCUCCGAGCUGGGCAGAAGGAAACGAGCGGCUUGGGGAGCAUUCAAGAGCAUCGACGAUGUGGUGAAGAGGAUCAAGAACACCCGGCUCCGUGUUCACCUCUUCAACACCACCGUACUUCCUGCUUUGACCUAUACUUCGGAAACCUGGGCAUUUCGCAAGCAGGAACAAAACGCGGUGAACGUCAUUGAACGCGCAGUUGAGAGAGUGAUGCUAGGAGUAUCCCGUUUCACGCACGUGUGGGACGGGAUUCAAUGUUUUCUCAUACGCGAGCGAUCGAAGAUUAAAGGUGACGCUGCGUAUGCCAAGGAGAGUAAAAUAAGGUGGGCCGGACAAGUGAUGCGCUUUAACAACAAUCGUUGGACCAGAGCCGUAAGCGACUGGAUACCAUGCGACAUCAAACGCACCGCAGGAAAACCGCCGACCCGAUGGUCAGAUUUCUUCACGAAGUCCUUCAAAGAAAAUUAUGUCCCACGCGAAAGGAAGAACCACUGGGCGACUCUGGCACGCGAUCGGGACCAAUGGAAGAAUUACUGGCGCCCGCUCGACCAGUUCGAAGAUCAACGGGAGUCAAGGUGA
Messenger RNA from Necator americanus (New World hookworm), 594 nucleotides. RefSeq lists its product as uncharacterized. Bases 1 to 594 code for a protein of 197 amino acids. Lineage: Eukaryota; Metazoa; Nematoda; Chromadorea; Rhabditida; Ancylostomatidae. The transcript has a single exon. The record is from RefSeq and is a predicted model, not a curated record.